Mizuhopecten yessoensis (Yesso scallop) is the source of this 3762-nucleotide messenger RNA. RefSeq lists its product as uncharacterized. The transcript is spliced from 3 exons. NCBI's taxonomy places the organism in Eukaryota, Metazoa, Mollusca, Bivalvia, Pectinida, Pectinidae. The record is from RefSeq and is a predicted model, not a curated record. The coding region runs from base 286 to 1716 and encodes 476 amino acids.
UUAAAUCCCCAAUAGGUCUUUAUCAGUGCUGAUUACAAAGAUGGCUCUGAUACCAUCCAACUUUCGACGACUUUCGGAAUUUAAAUGACCACAUAGGAUAUACAUCAGGGAUGUGAUAAUUGGAUGUCUUUGACUGUUGGGAAACUCUGUACAAAUCUUUUAACAGAUUUGAAGGUUUGAUGGAAACAAGUGAGCCAACCUUCUCCAAACAAAUAGGCGAUUAGCUGUUAAUCUUUCAUAUAAAAUCUCAGCAAUGACUUGAAGAAAAUUUCGGAAUUUCAUUUUAUGGAAAUGGCCAAAAUACAUCACAUGAACCCAAUGGCCACGUCUAAGCACUGGUCAGACCUGCGGACGGAUGACGACAUCCAAUCUGCUGUGUCCACCUUCCUUGAGGAUGAAUCACAUAACCUAAGUGGUAAGACGCUACAUGAAAGCAUUGUGGAGGUUUCCAGGUGGCUCGGGACGCAGAUCCAGAAAGAACGGGAAGGUUGGGCCUAUAAGAUACGUAUGGCUAUGCAGGAAAUAGAAAACCAUCGCCGCGAGACAUUAAAAAUCCACAGUGUAAUCCAGGAAUGCACCAAUCAGCUGAGAUUGAUUGCUGAAUGCUGCAACAUGGACGAAGACAUCCUGGUGAAAAUCUCGCAGGAGGACACAAAGCGGGCCCUUCCUCUAUACAUUGAGUGUUUGGCCGAGUUGAUAAACACCUUAGUGGAGGACCGGUUACAAUGUCUGCAGCUCCUCAAACUGAGCGAGGCCGAUAUUGAUGGCCAAACAGUGUUUAGUAUGUUAAGUUUGCACUUGCAAAGGCUCGAGUUCAGCAAUAGCCAAACACAAAAAGAACGGGACGAUCAUGUGAUGAAACUGGAGCGUGAAAACACACAGCUCAUGUCCGAACUAAACCGUCUCAAAAAACAGUUUAACAAGAUGCAGGAGGACCAUAAGAAAUUACAGAUAAUAUUUCAGGCUGUUCAGCAGGACGAUCUGCAGGAAACAUCACAAUCCACUGCCAAAGAUGGCAGGGCAUCGCCAGUAAGUUUAGCAGCAGUGGUUAAAGGUGAUUUCAACGGCAUACAAAUCACGGAGGAAAAGCUGUUAAAACUUCAAUCGAGUGCAAAAAGACUGGAGAGUUCUCUCCAAGAUGCCCUCUCACAGAUCGACCAUUUCCAUAAUAAUACAAAAACUUCAUCAAAAUCAAAUCCCACAAGUAAGCAGUCAUCUUCCAAAAACCACAACUACAAACUUAAGCCGCUGAUGCGAGCUCGGAGUCCUAACAGAGAGUUGCCCAACAUUAAGCCUGCACCGCCAACAAAACUGGCCUAUACGCAAAGUUCUCACAGUGACAGGCAACCAAACUCCCUACAGAACACUUUCCUUGAGAAGACAAACAAAUCUUUCUCAGAUCGGAUCAAUCGGUUCCAAGUCUCGGACCUGUCUGGUAAUUCCGAUUCCAAAUCUCUUGACUUAAAUGAUCCACCUGUUCGUAUUAAAUGGCGGCGGCGAGCAGUCAGCCCUCUCAGUCUGGGUGCAGAACGGACAACGACUCUGAAGGAACGAUCUAUGCCCAAAAUGCAAGCCCCGCAGCAUACUUCAAAAAUGUUUACCUUCCGAUCUCUGGUGAAAUCUCUGGACGAAAUGAGGGUGAAGAAGUCAACGAAAAUGAAAGGGAAGGCACAACUAGAGCGGACUAGUGACCUGUUAUGGAAGGGAAACCUGUAGACAUGUGAACCUACUCUUCUGUUGAUGUCAACAAUUAACCAGUUGUUGAUGUUUACAGUUACCUUUCUUGAAGUCUACAAUAUGUAUUCCAGAUGUCUGGUUACCUCCCUUUGACAUCUUCAAUUACUCCAUGUGAUGUCUACAAUCUUUGAUGUUAAUGUUUACUGUUACAAAUGUACCUACUAAACCUACCAACCUUCUAUUUAUAAGUAUCUCUGAUGACUACAGUUAAGAUCCUUUAUGUCUAAAGUUAUUCCCCUUGAUUAAUGAAGUUACUUCCCUUGAUUUUCAUCUUUAUUUCUAUAUAGCUAGUUGAGUAUUCCCAUUGAAGUCUAUACAGUUUGUCCAUUUACUUGCCUUAAUGCAUAUAGUUACUUCCAUUCAAGUUAUUUACAUUGAUGUGUAGUUACUUCCCCUGAUGACUGCAGUUUCUUCCCUUGAAAUUAAGUUAUUCAAAUUAAUGUUCAGUUACUUCCCCUGAUGACUGCAGUUUCUUCCCUUGAAAUUAAGUUAUUCACAUUAAUGUUCAGUUACUUCCCUUGAUGUCUGCAAUUUCUUCCCUUGAAAUUAAGUUAUUUACAUUGAUGUAUAGUUACUUCGAUCCCUUCAUGACUGCAGUUUCUUCCCUUGAAAUUAAGUUAUUUAUAUUGAUGUUAAGUUACUUUCCUUGAUGUCUGCAGUUUCUUCCCUUGAAAUUAAGUUAUAACAUUGAUGUAUAGUUACUUCCCUUCAUGUCUGCAGUUUCUGUCCUUGAAAUUAAGUAAUUACAUUGAUGUAUAGUUACUUCCCUUCAUGUUUGCAGUUUCUUCCGUUGAAAUUAAGUAAUUACAUUGAUGUAUAGUUAAAAUCCUUGAUGGGUAGUUAGUUACAUUGAUGUAUAGUUAAAAUCCUUGAUGGGUAGUUAGUUACAUUGAUGUAUAGUUAAAAUCCUUGAUGGGUAGUUAGUUACAUUGAUGUAUAGUUAAAAUCCUUGAUGGGUAGUUAGUUACAUUGAUGUAUAGUUAAAAUCCUUGAUGGGUAGUUAGUUACAUUGAUGUAUAGUUAAAAUCCUUGAUGGGUAGUUAGUUACAUUGAUGUAUAGUUAAAAUCCUUGAUGGGUAGUUAGUUACAUUGAUGUAUAGUUAAAAUCCUUGAUGGGUAGUUAGUUACAUUGAUGUAUAGUUAAAAUCCUUGAUGGGUAGUUAGUUACAUUGAUGUAUAGUUAAAAUCCUUGAUGGGUAGUUAGUUACAUUGAUGUAUAGUUAAAAUCCUUGAUGGGUAGUUAGUUACAUUGAUGUAUAGUUAAAAUCCUUGAUGGGUAGUUAGUUACAUUGAUGUAUAGUUAAAAUCCUUGAUGGGUAGUUAGUUACAUUGAUGUAUAGUUAAAAUCCUUGAUGGGUAGUUAGUUACAUUGAUGUAUAGUUAAAAUCCUUGAUGGGUAGUUAGUUACAUUGAUGUAUAGUUAAAAUCCUUGAUGGGUAGUUAGUUACAUUGAUGUAUAGUUAAAAUCCUUGAUGGGUAGUUAGUUACAUUGAUGUAUAGUUAAAAUCCUUGAUGGGUAGUUAGUUACAUUGGUGUCAAAUGACUUCCCUCCAUGUCCACAAUUACUUCUUUUGUUACUGAGCUUUGAUUUCCAUUGAUGUCUAGUUCUUUCCCAUUAUGGCCACAUGCAGUUACUUCUAGAUGUCUAGGUUUUUUCCAUUGUUGUCCAGUUACUUCCCUUUAUGUCAAGUCACUUCCCCUUAUGUCCAGUUACUUCCCCUUAUGAGACUUUCUACUUAGUUAAUCUCUUAGGUGUGCAGAUAUUUUCAAGUGUGUCUGGUAAGCUUUCCUGAUAACAUAUUUAGUACUUUACUUAAAUUGUGUCACUCAAGGGAAAUUGAAAAGUAUUCCAGAGCGAAUAAAUAUUGUGCCAUGGAAAUGGAUUUGUUUGCUGUUGAAAGACAUGCACUAUUCCAUGAAGAUGGAUCUAUAUUAACAAGAAAGUAAGUAUUUCAUGAAAAAGGAUCUGUCAACUGUUGUCCAAGAAUCUAUUGUUAAGCUGUGUAUUUUCAAAAUGCAUGUAAA